Messenger RNA from Penicillium bovifimosum, 750 nucleotides. RefSeq lists its product as uncharacterized. The transcript has 2 exons. The coding region runs from base 1 to 750 and encodes 249 amino acids. Lineage: Eukaryota; Fungi; Ascomycota; Eurotiomycetes; Eurotiales; Aspergillaceae. The record is from RefSeq and is a predicted model, not a curated record.
AUGGUAACGGCUAAACGUGCGCGAUCCAACACUGUUGGAGAUGCCCAUACCAACCCGGCUUCAGAUGAAGUCAUCGAAAUUCCAAAGCCGAAAUCUGUCGCCACUAUCCUUCGGCUGGCAGCCGAAACCCACCCCGACGUCCUGGGGAAGAUAGACAAUGCCAUUCACGUUAUCCAAGAAAGGGAGCGAAAGCGCGUCGUCAACUUCGAUCAUCUUUCGAGUUCAGUCUGGAAGGAGAUCAAUAUCACGUACAGGUCCAUGCGUGGUGGACAGCAGUACGAUAUCGCAUUUGAUGUCGCGCAGUCAGUCGUUGAAACCAUCCAAUCGAUUACACGACAGUGUGGGCCUUUAACAAACCCCCAGACGCGCCUCAAUGGACUCUCUGUGCUGCGCAAGAUUGGAAAAACGAUCGCGCUUUCUUCUACUGAUACACUGGGCCAUGAGGUGCAAAAGACCUUCCAAUACGACGCCUCUCUUGUGGAAGGGAUGUUGGACAUCCUCUGGAACAUGGAAGAAGAGGAAAUUGAAGCGAUCAGAAACGAUGCUUCGGCUCCUAAUUCUCUGUUGUCAAAACUGGAGGAACUGGAAGUAUUGUCCCGUGAUUAUUGCAUCCAUCCAGGCUUCGAGCAAGUGUUGAGUACGUUGGAUGGAGCUGGCGAUGAAAACGAUGAAGACGGUGAAGACGAUGAAAUUGAUGAAAAUGAUGAAAACGAUGAAAACGAGGAAGACUUGGAGGAAAUCCAUGAAUAG